Molecule: messenger RNA, 6275 nt
Organism: Cynara cardunculus var. scolymus (artichoke)
Lineage: Eukaryota; Viridiplantae; Streptophyta; Magnoliopsida; Asterales; Asteraceae
Exons: 12
Coding region: 168-5942 (1924 amino acids)
Source: RefSeq, a predicted model, not a curated record
UUUUUUUUUCCCCUCAAGAGCGGGAACCCUAAUUUCACUUUUCAAAUUUCAAAUCCCAGAUCUCUCUUCCUCUCGCGUAUCUUCUUACACUAUCUAUGAUCUAAUCUAUGCUUAUUCCACUGUUACCGUUGAAUUAAUUGUAACAACACUUCAUCUCCAACUCAGAGAUGGAUUAUCGUAGUAUGAAAAGGAGAGAGCUUCAAGCUCUAUCCAAGGCACAUAAUAUUCCUGCGAAUUCUGCCAACUCCGUUUUGGCUGAUAAGCUUUCUGAACUUCUCAACGAAAAGCAGAAACCAACAUCACGACAACGAACUUGUAUGAAGAGCGUGGUUGAAACCACAGAUGUGAGUGAACCUGCAGUGUCAAGAAGGCAAACAAAGAAAGUUAGGUUUAGUCCAAAUAAUGACUUGGUUGAGUAUGAACUACGAUCUGGCAAAAAAAAGAAGGAUAUGGUUACAGAGACAGAACAUAGGAGGAAAUCUGUGGCUAAAUCAGUUGUAGAUAAUAUUAAUACUGUUGAUGGCAGCGUACAAAUUCCGGUUAGGCUUACUAGGUCUAGGGUGCAAGGAAAGGAUGAUUCCAUUCCAAUUUAUGAAAAGAAGCAAGGUAAAAGAACAGUAAAAGUUGUCAGAAAGGAAACUGAUGCAGUUAAAGAACUUGAAGGUCAUCUUGGUAAAGUUACGAGGUCGAAGGUGCACACAUUAGGGAAAGGUGGUGGUGUUCAACUUGAUGAAAAUAAGCAAAACAAAGGGGCAGUUAAAGAUGUUGAAAAGGCCGGUGAGUCAGUUGACAGAACUGAGGUUGGUCGUGUUAGAGUUACAAGGUCGAAGGCACAAAUCUUGAUGGAGGAUGGUGUUGGUCCUAAUUUAAAUCCGCAAGUUAAGAAAAAGAGUGGCCGAGGAGUGGUAAAUGAUGUGGACAAUGUUGAGCCUUCUAAGGAGGUUAUGGAUGUCCCGGUUAGAGUUACGAGGUCUAGAGGAAAAACAUUAACGGAUGAUGUUGCAAACAUGGUUGCUGUUACCCAAGCUGAGAAGAAAAUAACUAGAAGGGAAACAAAGGUUUCUGAUCCGAGUAAUAAUUUGAGCAAUGUUGCUUCAGAAAAUAACCAAGAACUUCCUAGGAGGAAAUCGUCGAGGGGUAGAGGGGUAGAGAUUGCUACUGAAGAUGUAAGUGAGAAAUUGGGGCAUGGGAAGCGUAAGAAGAGAAGUGAAGAAAGCACUGCUGAAGUUUCUGAAAGUCAACAUCACGCUGACAAGGAAUCAAAGAGAAACAAGGCGAAGGUUGAAGAUUUUACACUCUUGAAUCCGAGUGUCAGUAAAGUGGAAAUGGUUGUUGAGAGGAAAGUUACAAGGUCCAAGGCUCUUUUGGCGAUGAAAUCUUCUGAAGGGAAUAAUAAAAGCAUAGCCAAGAACAAGGUUGAGGUUCAAAGGGAAUCUACGAUGGCUCAACAGCUUGAGGAACCACUAGAGCAUGCAGGUAGGAAAAAUGUAAACAGAAGAAAAUCUGUCAUGCAGCCUGAAAAUACUGAAGUGGUUCUCCAUCUUGAAGAAUAUAUGAAUCGUCCGGCUAGAAAGGACACCAGGCGAAAAUCUGCCAUGCAAAAAGUGAAGGGAAAGGGAAUUUACAAACCUUUGGUUGAAAAGAAGGAAGUGGUAAAAGAAAUUAAGAUGGUUGAAUCACCUAAUAUUGGAACUCGUAAAACUGCUGGAAAAAGGAAGUCAAAAGAGCAAUCUGGCAACCUUUCCGUGCUUGAUGAAGGUUUAGAAGAUGAAGAAAAUGUUACUGGAUCAGGAAAAGAUGCUACUGAAAAUGAAAUUAAAGCUGUAGCUAGCGUUACCAGGAGUCAUCAAUCUAAAAAACAGAGAGGAAACCCUGUUAUUGAAGAUCAGAACAUUGAGACUGUGUGUGUUUCUCCUGUUGAUGAAUCUCCAAGACGUCCUACACGUAGUGCUAGUAAAAGUGAAGGAAAAUCAGUUCCGUAUUCAUUCCAAAACUUUGUUGCGGGAAAACAGCAGGAUAGUAGUGUGACAACACCUGCAUUAAGAAUGGAUAAUCAGGGAGCUGUCGAAAGUGAAUUUAUUGAAGGACACCGAAGUGCGAGCCGAACAAUUAUAAGUGGUGCAAUAAUUAAAGAUAAUAGUUCUAAAAGGAGAGCAAAGUUGAGUGAAUCGAAGCCAAGUGAUUCGGAGGAGCUUGCUGAAAAAUUCAGUACAGAGGGGGCAUCAGUUUCAAAGUCGGAGAACCUUGAACUUGAUGAAAAAGUUACCGAGAUUGCGCGCACACCUGCCAUUGAAGAAUCUAUUAGGCGGCUUACACGGAGUGCAAUCAGAAGUGAGAGAAAUGCUGCCGCCAAUACAACACCAGGGAGAAUGACACGCAGUGGAAUCAAACAUAGAGAAAACGCAGGAAGCAGGCUGUUUGAAAUGGUUGAUAAAGAGAAGCAGCAAAGCCAGUCAGCUCAUCAAAGACAACCUCUUGCUGAUGCCCGGAUGUUCUCACCUGAAGUUACAGGAGUCGGGGCCCAUCCUGAUGUGACCAACAGCAGAGUUAAUAAGAACAGCAAUCUCAGAAAGAAAAAAUCCCCUCUAAUCAUUCAGAAAACGGUACAUGCUGACACCAUGGGUGUUCCAUCUGAAAUAUCUAAAGAAGCCGAGGAUCAGAUAUUAGAACACUCGGUUGAUUUGUCAGUUACAGAAUCUGUGAGGUUGCCAACCAAAGUCGCGGAGGAGGAUAGGGCUUCUAUGAGAGAAGCUGCCAUUGUCAUGGAAAAUGUAAGUUUGGUAUCUGCAGAGGAUGCUUCUGGAAGAGCUCCUGGGGAAGUUAUGGAAGUUGCAGGUGCUGAUAUUGAAAAAUCUCGUGUACAGUUUACAUGCAGUGCUGCUAAAAAUGAGACAAGUGCAACACCCUAUUUGACUGAAAAUUUGCUUAGUGGAAUGCAGCAAAGCUCUGUGGACCUGCCAAAUAUUGAAGAUGAAACUGGGAUAAAUUUAUCUGAUAUUAAAGGGACACCUUUCUCGACGGCUGAAGUUGCAGAGACCAUGCCUGAUGUACAUGAUCAGAAUGAGGAGGUUUAUGUGAAAUCUGCAACAUUUAGUGAAGCUCAAGUUCAGGUAGCCGUAGAUUUAGAGAAAUCAGUCGUGAAGUCUGCAAGACCAGAGUCAUACGUAGAGGAAAUGGAAUUGACCACAAAGAGGCUGCAAACUGAUGUGAUGGUUGAGGAACCAGCGGUUUCUAUUCCGAGUGUUGAUAUUUCACCUGGAGUCAUCACCAAGGGAAACAAUGAUGAUGCCGACAAUAACUCUGAUUCCAUAUCUUGUGAGGCCGGUCCGUCUGCUGUUUGCCAUGCGUCUUUCAAAGAGUCAUAUGAUAAGAGAAAAUCGAAAGAGAUGGAAGCUCUGCUGGAGCCAUCAAUGAUUGAAGACGACAAGCAAUUUAUUGCAGAUAAUGGAUCUUAUGCUCAGAUUGAGAAGGGAUCUAAGCAGGAUGUGGUAGCCUUCAAUGACCCACUUCAGAAUCCUUCUGCCGGCAAACAGGAAGUUGCUGAUAAUGAUGCACACAAUGAUGAUGAUGAUGAUGAUGAGGGGGCUAAUGCUCGGAAGCAAUCGAUGGAUGAGUCUGUUUCUGAGGAUAACAGGGUUGAUGGUAGCAUUGACAUGCUUCCGAGUUCUGACAUGGGCAGUAGAUGUGUUGCAGGCCGAGUGGAGGCACAAGUGAUGGAUUCUUUGUGGGAGCAAUCAACCAACAAGUAUGCCAGUCAGACUCCAGCAGAGAAAGUGUAUGAUACUGAAGCUAAUGGAGAUGAUCCUCUUCAGAAAUCAACUGGCGAUGAUGUGCUUCAGGGUCUUCCCAUGGAUGAAAAUGAUAUUAAAGAUGGCAUGGUUGCUACUCAGGACAGUUUAGCUGAAAAUGAUGUUAAAGAUGACAUGGUUGCUACUCAGGACAAUUUAGCUGAACAAAGUGAGCUGUCAAUUGGCAAAAAUACUACUUAUGUUACAGAUGAUAAAGUUGAUAAUGUAAAGGAGCUUAAAUCUGAAGUAAUGCCAUCUGCCAGUAAUGAUGUAUUCCAGAUCCCUAUUUUGAACAACUCUGAUGGCGAAGAUGGCAUGGUUAAUGCUACUAAGGCGUGUGAAACUGAUUUAAUCCCUUCAACUGCCGGCAAUAUACUUGAAGAUACUGUGCUGAGUAGUGGUAAUGGUGAGGGCGUUAAUGCUAAUAAGGAACAUGAAUCUAACUCAAAGCUGUCAACUGACAAUGAUGAUGACUUUAACAUGACUAUGGAGGUUGAACCCAUUUCAGAGCCAUCUACUACCAAUGACAUACUUGAGACUCCUAUCUCAGGAAAUGGUAUCGAUGAUGAGUGUGAUAAUCCUAAUAAUGCUCUUAAAUCCAAUCUGAAGCCAUCAACUGGUUAUGAUCUGUUUGGCACUGCUGUGAUGAGCAAGGAUGAUGAGGAAGAUGACGGUAUUUAUGUGCCUAAUGAGCUUGAACCUGGUUUAGGGCCUUCAAACAUCAGGAACUCUCUGGAGAUUCCUGUAUCAGGUAAUGGUGUUGAUAGUGAGUGUGUUGUAGAUGAAAAAACUGAUGGGCAGAACGGAGAAUCUGAACCGGAACCAUCAACAAUCGAUGAUAAUCCUGCCAUGGAUGAACAUGAUGUUGGAGAUGAUGAACCAGAGCUUACCCAAAAUGAAAAUAUGCCUGUGGAGCUUGAAGUUUUAAUCAGGUCUUCUGACAAAGAAGCAGAGCCAGUGUUGAAUGUUGCUGUUGAUGAAGUUCAAUGUGAUAUUGUUGAUGUAUGUGCUUCAGUUGAACGAUCUGAUUCAUCACCACAAACUCCUGCUACAAAUGGAAAUGGCAUUACGGACUUGGUUGUAGACAUCAAUAAGGAUGCUGUCUCUAAAACUUUGGGUGAUAUUGAUUGGCUCGAGAAUUCAACAGGAGUCAUUGACACCAAAAACGAUACCAGUUUUUGUGGGAGUGAGCAGAAAUCAAAAGAAAGUGAAAGCAUUUCUCCUGGUAUGAACAAUGAACAGGGAACAGAAGAGGCUGAAAUGAUGAUACAGAAUGAUCAUGUGUCAGGUGAUAGAAAUGCUUUGGAUAGUGACAAAUUCAAGGAAGAUUGUUCAAAUCAUGGUGUAGAUGAAGAAAAUAUAGGAACUCCCGAGAAGCCAACCAGAGAUGAAACCUCACCAAUCGUAUAUACACAAGAAAAACAUCGAUUUACCGAAGAUAUUGGAGUUCAUAGAGGUCCAAUUACAGAAGAUAAGGAAGAAUGUUCAGUUGAUGAUACAGUUUCAGAUCCACCUACUUUCUUCAAGGACGAUGAUAUAAACAUGCAAGAAGAAACUCAAGAAGCAAGUACUUGUGUGGAUUUGGGGAAUCAUAGUUUUGGAAUAGAUGAAUAUCAGAAACCAGAUUCAGCAAAUGAAUGUGAUGAUGCACUGGCUGAAAUCAUGAAAGAUGACCGAGUUUCAUAUCUCCAAACUUCUGCUAGAGCAAGUUCUUCCAUGGAAAAAGGUUUUAGUCCUGCAGCUGAAUUGGCCAAUUCAGUAACGGAUUUGGAAAAAGCUUCUAGAAAUACGGCUGAUGGAGGAUUCAAUCAAGAUACUGAAGAAUUUCUCAACUGGUCUGAUUCGUCCCUGAAAGCAUUAUUUACAACACCAACCACCAAUAUAACCAGUAAUGUAAAACACGAUGAGGAGGAUGCAGUCCGUUUUACUUUCUCUGAUGAUAGGUCUUGUGACGAUAUUGAGAUAGCGGGACGCAGAGCUCAUGAUUUUGAUCAUCAAUGGGAGAGUGAACCGUUUGAUGACAAAACACAAGACCCUGCAACACAGAGUCCAGAAUAUGGAGUUUCAAACUUUGAAGAAUUUUCUCAUAAAUAUUUUGUUGAUGGUUCAAGUGACAUGUCUAUGGAGAAGGAGAAGAAAGAUAAGCCCAGCUGAAUGGCUCAGAAACAGGCCACAUCAUUUAGCUUAAAAAGAUAACAACGUUGCUUUCGCGAUCAAUGCGUUAUUAUUCUAACGAGCGACGUGAAUGAAGAGACCGAUGGGUUAAAUGGUUGCGUGCGUGCGUGCAUACCAACGUUGUCAAGUAAUAAACAUGUCAUAGUUUGUUUAGAUGAAUUAGAUAGGGGAGGAUUUGAGAGUAGUCAAGCUAUUUUUGUAUUUUCGACUACUUUUGUAAUUACUUGUUAUCUUUACUUAUUUGUGGUUUGUGUUGGAGUUGGUGUUCUUUUAAAUGUUUCGUUGAAAUUUUUUGGAUUCGGUUCCUCUAAA